AUGGAAGAGAAUAAUGAUAUAAAGGAAGAUAACAAGAGUAAGCACAGACCUCUUUUUAACUUUAUAGAAGAUUUAGAUGAGGAAUAUGAAUUAGUCCUACCACCAGAAUGCGAAAUAAGAGGAGCCAAUGCUCAUUAUGUUCUCGACCAUGGUAGAUGUACAGAUACUAUUACUAAUUGCAACGAUUUUGUGUGUGAUCAUAGCAUCAAUGUAAGUGCAGCGAGUGUUCUUGAUAAUGCCGAAUGUGCCAUUGUAGAUGCUAGUUGUGGAGAGACUGGAAAUGAAAUGCAACCAGACCAUGCUGAGGAGGAUAGGAAAAAUAGAAGAGUAAGCUUUGACACCUCACGUAAUCAAUACUUUACGGUUGAGAGACACUGCAAAGACAAUGAAAAUGCACUCUUCGAGACUGACGAUGAAUUUCAGGCGACUGAGUUUGAGAUUAACCUUGACACAUUCAAAGAACAAGACCGAGAGGUUUAUUACUCUAAAAUUGCACAUGAAAGACCCUCCCCUUCCAAUGGGGAUAGUAUAAACAAUGAGAAAAAGACAAUUGAGCUUUUAGAGCAGAUUGAGAGUAGAAUUCAAAAUGACAUGAAGUCAUCUGAUGCUAAUAGCAAUCCAAAUGAUAAUGAUAAAAAUGGCCAUACAGUCGAUAAUUCCACGACAGGCAGUACAAUACAUACUGUUAUGAGCGAUUCCCUGGAUAGCCUUUCUGAAUUUACCUCUAAAAUCAGCUAUUCCAAAGAUAGACUUGCACAGAUCUAUGCAUCUAAAGAUGAGGAUCGUAGUCUCCUCAAAAUUACCUUCAGCGAGCCAGCCUCCGAGCCAGAGUCUGGCGAUCAGAAGGUUAUCAUUGAAAGCAUUCCAAGAAUCAGCAAUAAUCCAUUUAUAAUGAAGGACAGGAUGAGUAAGAGUUAG
Messenger RNA from Vittaforma corneae ATCC 50505, 918 nucleotides. RefSeq lists its product as uncharacterized. Lineage: Eukaryota; Fungi; Microsporidia; Nosematidae. The record is from RefSeq and is a predicted model, not a curated record. The transcript has a single exon. Bases 1 to 918 code for a protein of 305 amino acids.